Molecule: messenger RNA, 7554 nt
Organism: Anopheles maculipalpis
Lineage: Eukaryota; Metazoa; Arthropoda; Insecta; Diptera; Culicidae
Gene: Jarid2
Product: mucin-19
Exons: 4
Coding region: 7-7554 (2515 amino acids)
Biological process (GO): chromatin remodeling
Cellular component (GO): nucleus
Molecular function (GO): DNA binding; histone demethylase activity
Source: RefSeq, a predicted model, not a curated record
CCAAGGAUGGUUGUUUCGAAGGAAGGUAAACGCCGGCGUAAAGUGUCCGCCAUUGCACAAGCCGGUGGCGGUAGCACCAAUCCAUCUCCCGGUAGCAGUGGAGCUAACGGUCCCAUCACUACCGUAGCAGCAGAACGCGAUCUUUCACCGCCGGAAAUCCCGAAGCGCCCGAAGGUGCACGCACAGCGAAAAUUUGCCCAGGGACAGGGUACAGCUUCCUCGUCUUACCUUAGCUACUCUUCGGCACCUCCAACACCUGGGAAAGAUGGAGCAAAUCGAGCAUCUCACUCGGGAACCGGCAAUGGAACAACACCGACCGUGCCCGGUAGUGGGACCGGCUCGGAAGCUAAUCCGGCUCAGGUACCGGAGCUGCUACCCAACAUGCGACCCAACACGGAAGAUUUCCUUACCUUCCUGUGCUUCCGUGGCACGCCGGUAUUACCACCUGCGUUGGAUUUUUUCAACAAAACCAACUCCACCGCUGACAACAGUGGUAGCAGCAGCGGUGGGAGAAAUGCUUCCACGCCAAGCGGUUCGUCCAGUUCAAAGCUAAAAUCACAACAAUCGAAAACAGCCGCGUCUUCAACGUCGACGAAGGAAUUGCCAGCAAAAACCACUGCGCCUAGUGCCAACUCCACGAAAGCUGCCGAACUAAAGCAGGACAAUGCCACUAAACCCGUGCUGCAGGAACCGAAAGUUCAGCCUGAAAAGCAGGCCACACCAACCACUCCAGCUUCUGUGGCAGCUGCUCCCGUUACCACUUACAUCCCGUUUGCUGUGCGCAAACGUGCCGAGCAACAUCCGGCACCGGCUGAGACACGAUCCGAUCGGAAACGUAACCAGGAUAAGAUGCAGGCACUUCGCAAGAAGUAUCACGAUCAGCGAGUGGCUAAGCUUAGAGCAACGACCCAGGGUCAGCGGCAAAGCGGACGUGUGAAUGUGGCAAUAGCAACUCGCUCUUCAGCUGUCUCUUCCAAAUCGGUUCAAGAUGAGCAACAAGGAUAUGAAGAUGAAGACGAAGAGGAUGCGGAUAGCGGCUCGGAAGAUGAUCCGAUCGAUGAAGAUAAAGCGGAACGCGAAGAGGUACCACGGAAUAAAAAACCUUUAACCGAAGAGCCAAUCGAAGUUGGCAAGCGGAAAAGUGGUCUACGAAGCAGUGGAGCCGCAUCUCACGCCUCAAGUCCGCCACACGUCGAAUGUGCCAAAGGAUCACCGGCUAAGAUUGCGCGCAAUGCAAAGCGUGAUUCUUGUUCCAAACAGGCUGCAAACAAUCACGAAGAGAUCGGCAAAGAAUCGUCAACGAAAACAAACGCCGAAAGUAAAGCACCCAACAACAAGCCGACUAAAGGUUCUUCCCCUCCGGAUACGCUAGUGGUAGAAGGGCCCAAAGUGAGUGGAACGCGCGGUACAAGCGCCAGCAGUUCGUCAAAGAAAUCAGUCAAAGAAACGGCGAAAAAUUCACCCACACAACAGCAUCAGCCUGCGACGAGUGUUUCCGAUCAGGACGGGAAAGAAAAACGGACCACAAGACUGUCCGCGCUGAGAAAUCCUCCACCGGUAGCAACCGUAUCGGACACGACAAAAACUGCGAAAGACAAACGAAAACAGCAAUCGCAGCAGGAGCGGGUUGAUUUUUCAUCCGACGAUGAUGAACCAUUAUCGCGCACUACGGUGCCAGAAAAACGAUCCUCGGAUACGGUGGAACUCGGCAAAACAACACGCUCCGGUAGAAGCCGCAAGUCGGAACCGGUAGCAACUACGCAGGAGAAAGAUCCGGACGAAAUGCCGGAUAAAAAGACUCGCCGAUCGGAAUCGGUCGUUAGUCGACGUUCGGACAUUAGUUCGCGAAAGUCCGAGAUGCGUGAGAUGAGUGCGGUAACGAAGAAGGUUGAGGAACCCUCAAAACCACAGCUACAGCGAGGUCGCAAAAGGAAAGAACCGACCCAGGAAUCACAACCACCCGUCUCGGUCAAUGCGCCGAAAGAGGAUGAAUCAAAAGAGGUUGAGGAACCAUCGAGUGUGGAUCGCAAACAGUCGAGUGCGGCAAGUGCGAGAAAAGGCAAACGAGAAACACCUGCACCGGAUACCGUCACCACUACUGCCCGGGACAGCACCCUAUCGCCGGAGGUGGAGGAAAAGAGACCGAAAACGGCCUCCUCAACACCGGUCGAAUCGCUCAGUACAUCACGCCCAUCACGUAAAACGAAGGAGGCGGCCACGUUGUACAUGGAACUGAUCGGCCGCAAGCUUAAUCACGACGACAGAUCGGACGAUGAUGCAUCCUCGCUGGACAGUCUCGAGCUGCCGAACGUACGAAAGUUGGAACGGAUGGAGAACGAGCUGAAAGCGAACGCGGGCAAGACACGAGACGCGGCACGGCAGCAAGCAGCAGUCGGCAAGGGAAGCAAAGCGAAAAACAAAACUGGCGGUGACGGCACAAAAGUGAAUGAAAAAAGCUUUAGCGAUUCGGAUGAAGAACCGUUGGCGAGUAAGUUUCAGCGCAAACAGGCACAGCAGCAGCAACAAACGGCACGCCGACAGCCGGUAAAAGCGAAAGCAACGGUUGCUGCCAAAACGACACCGCAAAGUGGUCGUAGAACUAACGCGAAGAAAGCGAACAUCGCAAAUGAUCGUGAGGAACAAUCAUCACCCGAGAAGAACGAGAAGGACUCUGUAGAAAAGGCAUCAAAAGGUGAGGAAAUGGUGGCAAAAAAGGGAACGACGACAACGACGAUCGCCACCACUGUGUGCCCAACAGCCGGCACAAUUGCCAAACAAAACGGCACAAUGGAAUCGAACGUACCGAGUCUAGCAGCAACGAAAACUCCAACAAAAAUGAACCCAAACAGUGCGUUUAACAGUCCGCUCGAAUCUCCGGUCCUUUCGUCGGAUCAUCUGAAAAGUCCUACCACUUCCGAGGGCCAGAACAACGUAUCGCGGCUGUUGAACAAAUCUCUGGACAAUACGCAGCUGUCAACUACGGUCGAACCGGCCGAAAGCCCGAUCAAGAUACCGCAAAUGCUAAACAUCCCGACCGUAAUACCGACGACCUUUCUGCAGGUUGCAAGUAGUCCAACGUCAACGGCGGCUCCAUUUACUCGUGCCAUAAAAUCGACUCUAGGAACCAGCUCCGGCACUGGCGAUGGUGGAGGGUCUUAUUUACCGCUGAAUAAGUCGACCGCCGGGACAAUUUCGGCAAACGUGUCCCAGCAACCGGCAGACACCAGUAGUAGUAUGCCUUUCAACCGUUCCAGCGCCACAACGGGAGUGGUCGGUGGUGUCGGUGCAGUCCCGAAAGGCGAUUUUACUCUUCCGCUGGAUGAUACCGAUUUCUUAAAAGGAUUCGAAAAAGCUGCCGCCGCCGCCACCGCCGAUCCGAAUGUGUCCGGCGAUAAACCAUCGGCCCAUUCCUCGCUGCUCGGCAAUUUGCUUCCAAGCAAGGAGGAAUCGGAAAAAAUCUUUGGCAUUGCUAGCGUCAGUUUGGCGCAAAGUUCCGGUCCGCUUGAUACGAAGUGUACGCUCGGGAAGUGUGGUUCCGUCCACAAACCACCGCUGGGGCCACCGGUUCUAACGGAAUCAUUGCUCGGGGGCAAUCUUUCUCCACGCGAUCGCCGAAAAGCGAAGGUUAACAUGACGCACGAGCAGAUUCAGAAAUGGAUUUACGAAUCGUCCUGGUCACCGAUCGAGGACGAUCUGAAAGACGAUGAUUUGGAGUUGGUUGAGCCGGGUGCUCGUACACCUCCAGCACCGCCACCACCGGUUGCGGUGACAGCGGCGGCGACGAUUUCGACGGCGCCAUCCUCUGUUCAGCAAAUGAUCAGCAACACCACUACUACUGCUACUGCUACACAACCACCUACAGCGGUCGCCAGUUCCGGGUGGGCUGCAAUGAUGGCGGCAGUUGCAACGUCGACACCACUCAGUACGCCAACUGUUGCCGAACGGACGAAUGCACCAGGGGGAGCAUCUACAGUAGCGGUGGACAAGAAGGACAUUGUGUCGCAUUCGGUGCAAGAGAUAAAACCCGUAACAAACAACGAGAAAGACAGUAAUACAGUGGGGAAAUCCGAAGUGCAACCGGUGAAUAAGGAAGUUCCGGCUAGUUCCACACCAACCAGCAGCAAACAGCGGGAAGUAAAAGAGCAACGAAAAUCGAAAGCAGAUACAGCGACAACGGCGGUGGCCCCUGCUGUAACGUCCACCACUCCGCGUACUGCAGCUACAACCCCUACAGCAACAUCAGGCGAACGGAAGCCCAUUUAUCGGAAUACAACUGGCCGUACACCGGUCUAUAAACAGGAAGUCCUUUCUAUCAAACAAUCUCCCUCGGCACAAAGCUCACAAGCGGCUGGGCAACACGUGCAAGUUUCGACAGGCUCUACGAAACUUGCGGUCCAAGGAGCGUCGUCCUCAUCGACUCAGGCAAGCAACAAGUUCGGCGCCUUUUCGCCUGUCAACGAACCGAGCGUAUAUUCGUUCGAUAAGGAGGAAGAUUUUAUGCCCGUAGCGACCGUUCCGUUCCGCAGGCAGCACGGGGGAGCAACAACUGCUGCAACAGGUGCUGUAGCAGGACGGCGAGAGUCUUCUAUUGAACCUGCCAGCGGAGGAAAUAGUAAGCGCGAAGAGGAGAGGAAUAAUGCAUUCCAGAAACCAGCGCCAGGCGUCUCGGUGGUGGCUGUUCCGAAAAUGAAUUCCGAUGAGAAGAGCAAACCGAUCGAUUCCGUUGGCGAGAAGGAGAAUGUAGAGAAGAAGGACGAGGCGGCGAAUUUGGUGAAGCAGGAAACUAGCGACACGGAACCGGAUACUUCUGGUACUGGCGUUGGUGUUGGUGGACAAACGUUUUACAUUCCACUGCAAGGUCCGACCACUGGAGGAGGUGCUGGUGGCGGUGCUACAGGUGGAGGAUCUGGUGGUAGUGGUGGUGGUGGUGGGAGUGGUGGUUCAGCGGGAAAAGCGGCUGAUUCACUCAUUCAAGGUGUAGCAGUCAAGCUUGGCACCGAAGGUCCCGACGGUCCCAAUCAGCGUGUCAUAAUGCAUGCAAAGCUUGUGACGAAGGCUGAGAUGGGUUCGAAUCCGACCACGCUGCCCGAUUCGAUGAACGUGCAGGAGUUGGUCAAAAGUCUAACGGCACAGGGCGGAGCGGCUGUCGCACUGGGAAAAGAGGGUCUAGCUAAGCUGCUUCCCAUCGGAUUGUUACAAUCACGCUUUAAAUCCACCAUUGCUACCACAACGGAACAACCGGUAGCUUCAACGGAUACUGCACGCACACCAACGCAAGAAGAUCGUGGAGCCAGUGUCGAACCGAUGUCACGCGGAUUGUCACGUAUCGCGUCCAAUUCUUCGCUCUCAUCUCAGCGCUCGAAACCAACUGGGAAAACAGCCGCAAAAGGAGGAACCGGAGGAGGAGGUCGUGCAGGAGGCGGUGGCACUGGUGGUAGUAAUGAAGCUAUCGCUACACCCCAACCGGAUAACAAUACCGUUUUCCCGCGCCGAGACGAUCCGGCCCAGAUGGUGGAAGCCCCAAUCUUCAAACCAACCGAAAAAGAGUUCCACGAUCCGAUGGAGUACAUUGAGCGGAUCGCACCGAUCGCUUCCCGAUUCGGCAUCUGUCGCAUCAUUCCACCGGCCAGUUUCAAGCCGGAAUGUCGCAUCGCGGACGAUAUGCGCUUCAUGGCGUACAACCAAUACGUCCACAAGAUGCUACACCGGUGGGGACCAAGCGCGAAAGAGUACGCCGCCAUCAAGAAGUAUCUGGCGACGCAGAGCAUCAAUCUUCAAUCGCCCCCGGUGAUCGGAGGAAUGGAAGUGGAUCUACCCCGGCUCUACCACACCGUGCAGGAGCUCGGCGGUCUGAAGGAGGUGAUCGAGAAGAAAAAGUGGGCACGCGUCUCGGAGGACAUGUGCAUACCGAAAGCGGCACACGAUCGUGUCUCCAAGCUGGACGAUAUCUACUGCAAGUAUCUGCUGCCGUACGAUACACUCUCGCCCGCCGAACGGCAGAAGCUCUUCGACGAGGUGGAAGCGGAUUGGGCCAAGCGGGAAGCAAAGGCACGCCGUAACGCGGACAAGGGUGUCGGCUCGGAGAUCCGGAACAGUGGCGAUUCGGAUGAGGAUGAUUCGAACGAUGAUGGUGAGGAGGAGGACGAAGAUGAGGAUGAAGACGAAUGCUCCAUGGAGUGUAUUGUGAAGGGACGCAGUAUGCCGUUGAAUCAAUUCUUCCGAAUCGCACGCAACACCAUGUCCCUGUGGUUCCGAAACAGUGAACCUUCGGUGGCGGAAAUUGAGGCGGAAUAUUGGCGCCACGUUGCGGUACGCGAUAGUCACGUGUGUGUGCACUCCGGAUCGAUUGAUUCGAGUGCAUUCGGAUAUGGAUUCCCCAGUCCCAAGGUGAAGGGUUCGUCGUGUGCAAAACAUCCAUGGAAUUUGAAAGUGCUAACGAACAACAGUGGUUCGAUUCUACGUUCGCUUGGGCCCGUUAUGGGCAUUACAAUUCCAACGCUGCACGUAGGCAUGUUGUUCAGUGCAUGCUGCUGGUACCGUGAUCCACAUGGACUGCCCUGGAUCGAGUAUCUGCAUACGGGUGCGAAUAAGAUCUGGUACGGUGUGCCGGAUGAUCAGAAUUCCAAUUUCCGCUCGGCGCUAACCGUGCUGGUGCCAACGCACUGUCAGAACAAAACGAUAUGGUUACCGUGUGACACGGCGAUGGUACCACCGCACAUGCUGACCGAUCGGAGUGUUUCGCUGUGCCGCACCGAACAGCAACCGGGACAGUUUGUGGUGGUAUUUCCGCGCGCGUACACGUCGAGCUUGUGCACCGGGUAUGCGGUUUCGGAGAGUGUGUACUUCGCGACCAACAGCUGGCUCGACACGGCGAAGGAAGAUUUUCGGGACAUACAGGAAAGCUGCGAACCGACCAUGUUCUCUGUGGAGCAGCUGCUGUUUGCUAUCGCGAACGAUCAGCGCAGCAAUCACGAUACGCUCGUACAAGCGUAUCCGAUGAUCGUCGAUAUAUACGAAAAGGAGAAACAACAUCGACAAACUUUAAAGGAACAAGGCGUAACGAAAUCGGAACGAAUCGAAUCAAAAAAGAAGAGCGCAUCGCUCGACGAGUUUGAGUGCGAACGAUGCCGGGCCAAUCUAUACCUUUCGUUGGUAAAGGUAAAGGUGAGCAUUAGCGACGAUGAUGAUGAUGAGGAUGCUGACAAUACGACGACCGAUGAGGAGGAACGCAUCUACUGUCUAAAGCACGCCGUAAAGCAUUUAGCUGACGGUGGGCUGCAGACGAAAAACGUUCGACUGGCGUACACCUACUCGCUCGAGGAUAUUGAGGAGUUGCUGAAGAAGCUGCAGGAUCGUAUCGCCAACAAGAAAUCAUCGAAAUCGAGUGCCGGCAGUAGUGUUGGUGGUGGUGGAGGAGGUGGUGGCGGUGGUGGUGGUGGCAGUGGACGAGGUAAGUCUUCCCUCCAUCUAGCGUCAACGUCUUCUCAGUCGUCAUCGUCGUAUCAGGGUCCGAGUCACAGUAAGUUUGCCGGGAUGGCAACAAUGUUGAAGUAA